This is a messenger RNA of Peromyscus eremicus (cactus mouse), 1610 nucleotides long. RefSeq names its product potassium channel regulator (gene Kcnrg). Gene Ontology annotation, biological process: negative regulation of delayed rectifier potassium channel activity; protein homooligomerization. Lineage: Eukaryota; Metazoa; Chordata; Mammalia; Rodentia; Cricetidae. Gene Ontology annotation, cellular component: endoplasmic reticulum. Gene Ontology annotation, molecular function: protein binding. The record is from RefSeq and is a predicted model, not a curated record.
UCUCUGUGUAGCUUUGGAGCCUGUCCUGGAACUCACUUGGUAGCCCAGUCUGGCCUUGAACUCAAAAAGAUCCACCUGCCUCUGCCUGCCGAGUGCUGGGAUUAAAGGCGUGCGCCACCACCGCCACCAGCAGUGCUGUUUAUUUUAGCAUAAUUCACGAUUGAGCCAUUAAAUAACUAAGGGGUUUCUCAAACCAGAUCAUGUUUUCUAGAAGUCUUUCCUCAGUCACAGGGCUUGGGAAAUGUCUGUGGAGACAAUGGUUUUCUGUCCUCAUGAUUUUGUUUGAAAUACAGAUUUAUGUUAGGGUUUCAUGGAGAAUGAUUUCUUCAGUGCUGGAGGCAGAACUCAAGGCCUCACACACAUUAGGCAAGUCCUCUACCCUUGAACCACACUCCUAUUGCACAAGUGCUUUUUACUUCCUUGUUUUGUUUUUAGUGGAUUAUAGGAAAGGGAUCUAUCUGAAAUCAUGAGAUAUAUUGACAUUCUGUUUCACUUGCUGUUUCCAUUUUCUACACUGCAUGUCUCCAAGCAACUCACAUUUGCAAACACAGCUAUGGAUACACUAUUUGUCUUGACAAUAGUUACCUUGGAAUUUAGGUCUAGUUUUGUCUCCACUUUCCUGUUUCUUAAUCAUAUAUAACAUGAUAGCAGGCUGAGUUAGAGGGUUUCUAUAAGUCCGUGUUAACAGUUUGUAGCAUCUAAUGAGAAGCUAGGAAGAAUGAGUAGCCAGGACCUGGUCACUUUGAAUGUGGGAGGGAAGAUAUUCACAACAAGGCUUUCUACCCUAAAGCAGUUCCCUACCUCUCGGUUGGCAGGCAUGUUAGAUGGCAGAGACCAAGAGUUCAAGACAGUUGAUGGCCAGAUUUUUGUGGAUAGAGAUGGUGCUCUGUUGAGUUUCAUUUUCGAUUUUCUGAGAAAUCGUGAGCUUCUGUUACCCUCUGACCUUUCAGACUAUCUUAGGCUCAGAGAGGCUGUUUUCUGUGAACUUGACUCCCUUGCUGAUGUCUUAAGCCAGCACCUGCUACAGUCAAGACCUGCUGUCAUGGAGGUGCGUUUUAAUACUCAAGCCUUCUUCCGAGUGUUUGGCUCUUGCAGCAAAACCAUUGAGCUGCUAAUGAGGAGGAUUACAGUGUUUGUAGAGCAGCCUACAGCGCUGGCCUGGAGCAGUAACCCCUUCCCUCCUCAGGUGACUCUACUGGCACUGCCUCCACAAAGACCUUCUCACCAUGACCUGGUUUUCCACUGUGGCUCUGAUGGCACUAUUGAGAACCACGCUGGAGUCAGGUACAUUUCCAUAAAGCCUGAUAACCGAAAAUUGGCGAAUGGAACAAAUGUCUUCGGCUUGCUGAUCGAUACUUUAUUAAAGGAAGGCUUCCAUCUGGUCAGCACUAGAACCCCAGCCUCUGGAGACAAAAGUGAAUGCUAUGUCUUUGAAAGGAUAAAAAGCCCUCAAGUCCUGGGGGUUAAUAAAACACGAAAACCAGAAAAUACCACCAUACCAGCGCUCUCUCAGAAGUGACACUGUUAAAGAGACAGUAAAGGGAAAAUGGUCUUGUUUGGAAUUGCACACCUGGAGCAUGUAUGUCAGUCAGAUUUGUACUCAGUCUGAC